AUGUCGUACGAUAUCAAUGAUGUCGUGAAGCGUCUGGGCAGCGCAGACUCGGACAUCAAACUCAAGGUCGAUGCUGCUACCAAACUAUGCGACAGUAUUGAUUCGUACACGAGUGGCCCAAUAUACGCACCUUUCCUUCGGCAAUUGCUCCCCAUCUUCCUCCAGAUCCUGAGCGGACCAUGCGUCUUCCACAGCGCCUCCCAGGAGCAGAGGCUCCGACACAUCAUCCUCGAGAUCCUCCACCGUCUACCGAUGCAGUCGACGCCGACUGAACCGUUCGAGCCGUACGCCGUCAAGACCGUCGAAUUGCUUAUGCAGCUCGUGCGCAACGACAACGAGGACAAUGCCACUAUUGCCGUCAAGAUCACAAGCGACAUCCUCCGGCACCAGCAUAAAGUCAUGGGGGAGCAUGUGCAAAAGUUCUUGUCUCUCAUCCUCGAACACUUCGAGCAGAUGGAGAGCAUAGUCAGGGAUCAGCUCGACAACCCAAUGGGCGGCGUCAAUCCACAGACUGGCGCUCCCUCAACGCCUGGGAGCUCUCAGACGACCUUUCAGUCCCCUAGACCGGGCUCGCCGGUUGCCACCAUGUCCGAUUUUGGAGCAGAUCCUCAGCAACACAACCGACCUCUCUUGAAGGGUAUGCGAUCGUUCAAAGUCAUGUGCGAAUGUCCUAUAAUUGUGGUGUCCAUAUUUCAGGUCUAUCGUCAUACCGUGCAGGCGAACGUCAAGAACUUCAUCCCAGUCAUCAAGAAUGUCCUCUCGAUUCAGGCGAACGCGCAAGCUCAGGCACAUGAGGAGGCGGCGCAGCAAGGCCAAAUACACACAGGUGUCGCUUCUGGGAUAAAGAACCGGGCUGCUUUCGGAGACAUGAUCACUGCUCAGGUCAAGACUAUGAGCUUUCUGGCCUAUCUCCUUCGACAGCACAUCAUCAACUACAACUUCCGAGCGAUAUUUUUGCCACAUAUCGAUGAGCUACUGGACGAAAGGACACUCACAGGCGACGGCUUGACGGUGUAUGAGACCAUGCGUCCGUUGGCGUACAGCAUGCUCGCCGACCUUAUCCAUCAUGUGCGCGAUCAGCUGAGCCCGGAUCAAAUACGGAAGACGGUCAAUGUGUAUACACGAAAUCUGCAGGAAAACUACCCAGGUACCAGCUUCCAGACCAUGAGUGCCAAAUUGCUACUUAACAUGGCCGAAUGCAUUGCCAAAAUGCCGAAUAAGGUGGACGCUCGUCACUACCUGCUCAUGAUUCUCAACGCGAUUGGAGACAAGUUUGCCGCCAUGAAUCGACAGUAUCCCAACGCAGUGAAACUGUCGAAACAGUACGAGCAGCAGAAUUCAUCUGGGAUGUCGGACACAUUCCUCGCCGACAAAGAGAGCGAACCAGAGUGGGACGAAAUCGACAUAUUCAACGCUAUGCCGAUCAAAACGUCAAAUCCUCGAGACCGAACGUCAGACCCUGUCCAGGAGAACAAGUUUCUCUUCAAAAACCUUAUGAAUGGGCUGAAGAACACAUUCUACCAGUUGAGGACAUGCAACACAGGGGCGCCGCUCGACCCAACUACCACGCCCCAGCAUUGGCGCGAAGUCUCAUCAGGCUUCACCGCGGAGGAAGUCAACAUCAUUGUCAAGCUGUUCCGAGAGGGCGCCUACGUUUUCCGCUAUUACGAAAUCGAGAAGCCUGCCACGGAAUCGUCUUACGCCUCGCCGGUGGAAUACAUGGCUAACUUCUACAUGGUGUCCAGUACCAAGGAGGAGAAGGAAUUGCUCGAGACUUUUGCGACUGUGUUCCACUGCAUUGACCCGGCCAUCUUCCACGAAGUCUUCCAGCAAGAAAUUCCCCGGCUUUAUGAUAUGAUCUUUGAGCAUACAGCCUUGCUCCAUAUCCCUCAGUUCUUCCUCGCGAGCGAGGCGACGUCGCCGAGUUUCUGUGGCAUGCUUCUUCAUUUCUUAAUGGAGAGAAUCGACGAGGUGGGCUCAGCUGACGUGAAGAAGGCGUCCAUUCUGUUGCGCCUGUUUAAGUUAGCCUUCAUGGCCGUCACUCUGUUUGCGUCACAAAACGAGCAAGUCUUGCUACCUCAUGUGGUCAACAUUGUGACCAAGUCUAUCGAGCUGUCUACAAAGGCAGAGGAGCCUAUCAACUACUUCCUCCUUCUCCGGUCCUUGUUCCGCUCCAUUGGCGGCGGCAAAUUUGAGCAGCUCUACAAGCAAAUUCUUCCUCUGUUGGAGAUGCUUCUGGACGUUCUCAACAACCUGCUCAUGGCUGCUCGGAAACCUUCCGAACGCGAUCUGUACGUUGAGCUCUGCCUCACGGUCCCUGCGCGACUGAGCCAUCUACUACCGCACCUAAGCUUCUUGAUGCGUCCCUUGGUGGUUGCUCUCCGUGCAGGCACAGAUCUGGUGGGUCAGGGCCUUCGCACUCUGGAGCUCUGCGUGGACAACCUGACAGCUGAUUAUCUGGACCCUAUCAUGGCACCUGUGAUCGAUGAGCUAAUGACGGCGCUUUUUGAUCACCUACGUCCUUCACCGUACAACCACUUCCAUUCACAUACCACCAUGCGCAUUCUCGGGAAACUAGGUGGCAGGAACAGGAAGUUCAUGAGCACGGCAGUGGCUUUGAAGUAUCGAGAGUUUUCGGACGACCCUUCCAGCUUCGACAUGAGACUGAUUGGCUCAAAGCGGGACAGAGCUUUCCCGGCCGAUCUGGGCAUCGACUUUGCGAUCACAAAGCUCAUGGAGGUUCCCAGAGUUGGCAAGAACACCCAUCUGCGGCCCUAUGACCCUUACUACAGAAAGCAAGCGUUGCACUUUAUCAAGUCGCAGCUGAAGCUCCGCAUCGGUAUGGACCAGCUCCCGGAAGAUUUCCCGCGCAUAGUGCGCUUGCAGAUCCAGGACUUCCUCACCAAGCAGACCGAUAUCGACUUAUCUGCAUUCGAGGGCACGGACCGGGACCGCUCGAUACCAAAGAAAGACGACCAGGAUGAGAUUGUCAAGCGACUCCUCAAAGCGAUGAUGUAUACCGUGUCAAUGCCCGAGUUCAAGGAAGACUCGGAAGCAUUCCUGAUGAACAUGUGCCGUCACAUUGCUGUCCUCGAAGUAGGGCGGUCGCUGGUGGAUCUGAAGCGUAACAUGAGCCCGUUCAACCCUAACGCUGGCGAAGGGCCUCUAUGUAUCGACACAAGAUGCCUUUGCGACGCUAUUGUUGAGUCGCUUGCCUCAGACCAGCCCGACGUCCGAGACGUUGCAAAAGCAGUCAUCCGCGAGAUGUACGACACGGCGGCUACGAUCAUCGGUUCGGAGACGCAGGUGGGCCGCCUGUAUUUCUUCAGUCACCUCACGACAAUCUUCUGCCACAGCUGUUACGAGGAAGAAUGGUUCACCAAGACGGGCGGUAGCUUGGGCAUCCACUUCAUGCUGACCGAGCUGGACCUGGGCGACCACUGGAUCCAAACAAAGCAAACAGAGUUUAUUCGUGCUCUAUUGUAUGUUAUCAAGGAUAUGCCUCAGGAUCUGCCGGAGAAGACCCGUCGGCUAGCUCAGACCAGUCUCGAGGUCUUGCUGAAACGCAUAACAAAGAACAUGGAGAAGGCGGCCGCGAUGCCUGUACCACACGUCCAAGGUCAGCCGCCACCCAAGCAACCGCGGCUGGCCCAAAUUUGCAUGCAGCUCAACACCGAGUUGUCUCACAUGAACAAGCACGUCCGUGCAACGGCCAAGAGCUCGCUCGAGCUGAUCGCCAACGCGGUGCAGUGUGAGGUCUGGGAACUUCUUGAGCCGUACAAAGAGCGAUUCCUUCAACCGAUAUAUUCGAAACCGCUGCGAGCGCUUCCUUUCGCUACGCAGAUCGGGUAUAUCAACGCGAUGAACUACCACAUGGCGCUGAAGAGUGAUUGGAUCGCGUUUGAUGAGAACCUCAACAGGUUGCUUCUCGAGUCCCUGGCUCUAGCGGACGCCAACGAUGAGUCACUGGCCAACAAGCCAGCAGAGUAUCGCACUCACGAGCACAUUGUGGACCUGCGAGUCUCGUGCAUUCGUUUGUUGAGCACCGCCAUGGGCUUUGAAGAGUUCAAUUCGAACCAACAUACCAAGAGCCGUGUUCUCUCGGUGUUCUUCAAGUGCUUGUACUCGGAAUCGAAACCGACGAUAGCAGCUGCUAACGAUGCGCUGAAAGCAGUACUCGCCGUUGACCGUCGGCUGCCUAAAGACCUGCUUCAAGGUGGUCUGCGUCCAGUAUUGCAGAAUCUGUCCGAACCUAAGCGUCUUAGCGUGCCUGGGUUGGACAACCUCGCUCGCCUGCUCAAACUUCUCACGAGCUACUUCAAAACGGAGAUUGGCACAAGAUUGCUUGAUCAGAUCGAGUCCAUCGUCGAACCCAACGCCUGGCAGCAGAUCUCAUUCAUCUAUUUUGAAGAGAAUCCGCAGAUGAAGGUCAUCACAGCCGUACUCAACAUUUUCCACCUGCUGCCUGCUCCGGCCGAGGCGUUCAAGGAGAGGCUCAUUGAGACAUUUAUGGGUCUUGAAGAGCGCCUGAGGAGAACGCAUCUCAGUCCAUUCCGCGCACCUAUCUAUCGAUACCUGAACCGAUACCCCAAGGAGAUCUGGGCUUACUUGCUUGGGAAAAUCGACGAGCUGAAAUAUGGCCGCCUGCUUGGCCAGGUAUUGAGUCAUCCUGACAGUGGGCCAUUGCGUGAAGCUGCCGUUGCAGACAUCGACGGUUUGAUCAGCAAGUGUAAGGCUGUCAUUGUGCAAGGCACGGACACGAAGUUUGUGGCUAUCGUCAACACCAUUCACGUGCUUCACUCGCUCGGCGGAUAUCCAAGCUCGAGCGAGUGGAUGGGCCAGAAGGAAAACAUCAAUUGGCUCAAGGAGCUUGGCAAGGACAUGGAGCAGCAGCUGCGAACCUAUUCUGUGGCACCCCACUUACGCUUACCCUCGUUACAAGCGGGUGAACAGUUGAUGACAAUCCUCAUCAGCUCUCUUAAGCGAAAUCCCCAGGAUCUAGAUGGCCUCCUCAACCUGGUCGAGCUGGUUACAUCGGAGCAACUUCGCCAAACGCCACAACUUCAUACCUUCAUCUACCAGCAUAUCAUCUGCAGUGACUCUAUCGACUUCUGGAGACGGACAGUCCUGCGAUGCUUGGACAUCUAUUGGGGAAAGGCUGCGUCGAACAAGACCAAGCACUUCCUGUUGCACUACAUUGUCAAUCCAAUUGUGGCAAUGGACGUCAUGCGCAAGGGGCACCGAGCCGAUGCGACAGCUCCCAAACUUCUUGAUCGCUCGGUCAUAGAUUCGGUGUCCUCAAAGAUCUGGAAAGCACACCCCGACAUGAGCCUCGAUGAUCAAGCGCAACCCGGCAUUGACCAGACGCGAUUUGAAGUCCUUCAGCUGUCCGCCAUGCUCAUCAAGUACUACCACGCGAUGUUGCAGGAAGCUCGCAAGGACAUCAUCAAGUUCGGCUGGACUUUCAUUCGCUUGGAGGAUGUCAUCAACAAGCACGCGGCUUAUGUCGCGAUUGCGUACUUCAUCGUGCACUACGACACUCCUUACAAGAUCGCCUCGCAAGUGUACAUGUCGCUGCUCAAGACUAGUCAGAAUGAGGGCCGGGCUUUGGUCAACCAAGCUUUGGAGCUGAUCGCACCCGUCUUGCCCAAGCGAUGCGUUGCCGCCAACUCGAACGAAAGAGUUCCCACUUGGGCGAUGGCGCCUCGCAAGGUGCUCGCCGACGAGGGCAACAAUGCACAGCAGAUGAGCAGCAUCUUCAACUUCCUCGUGAAGAACCCCGCGCUCUUCUUUGAGGCUCGGGACAAGUACAUGGGUCUCAUUGUCACCUCCUUGAGGAAGAUCGCGACUCCAUCAUCCGCUUCCUAUGAGAGCCGUAAGCUGGCAUUGAACAUGAUGUGGCUGGUUUGGACCUGGGAGCAGUGGCGCGUGGAAGGCAUGCCAUCAUCCCCUGUGGUAGAGACCAGGGCUGCCUCGUCCGAGUCUCCCUCGGCCAAAAAGCGCACGCUGAAUGGCGAGCUAGUCACGUCGUCACCAGGGCAAUCCGCUGCUCCAGUUGAGAAGCCUGAGCAGCAGCAGCACCAAGGCCUUCCACAGUAUAUGAAACUCAAGAUGCUUAAGUACCUCGUGGAGUUCAUUGCCCAACUCAACGAGCGCUACGUUCUGCCAUCGGCUAAGCCUCGCCCGGAACCAACACUGCAAAUUCCACAGCCUGCGCCCACAACCGAGCUGUGCAAGAAGGCGUUGACCCUGCUGCACAACCUUGUGCAGCCGACCUACUGGGGAGCUAUUGAGACAGACUUGUUCUCCAAUGUCACCGAUGUGAUUCUGUCCAGCGACAAGACGCAGGCCAUUCUCGGCCCAGACUCUGCUGGCGAGAAGGACAAGAGUGACGAUAAGUUUCUCACGAACAUCAUCAACACCCUACAGCUUGUCCGCGUCCUGCUCAAUGCCAAAUCGGACGAAUGGAUCCGCAACAAUAUUCCCGCCGUACAGAAAGUGCUAGAGAAGAGUCUCAAGUGCGAGUUCCCGGAGAUCCAAGACUGCCUACACCACUCUGACCCAGAGACCGACGUUGGGCCAAACAUGAGGUCAACCGUCAAGCGUGUGAUCGAUGCCAUACCUGACGACACGCCCAUGGAGGACGCCGAUGCUGAGGCUGAGCCGGAGGCUCAGACGUCAGAGUUCAUCUCAUACCUGUCGCAGCUUGCCACGGACGCGAUGAAUGCAAACAACUACAUCUCUGGCGUCAACCUUCUCUGGUCAAUUGGUCAACGCAAGCCACAGAUCAUUGAUCAGCAUAUCCCGGCGCUCAUGAAGGCAUUGCAAAGCAAACAUGCCAAAGAACAUGUUCAACACUACAAUGCCGCUCUGAGCGCAUCAGCUGCCAAGGAACUCAACCCGCCCUCCUCCGAGCUUUCACCGCAUGAGCUGGAGAUACAUACUCGCAUCAUGAUCAAAGAGAUCCAGACCGUGUCUCUACGUAUGGAGUGGCUAGGGGACAACCGAAGACCCUUUCUCAGCGUAUUGGCAACACUGGUUGAGAAGUCCAUGCAUAUCCCCCUGUGCAUGGAAAUUCUGGACAUGGUGGAGGGUUGGAUCUUCCGGUCUGAAGGGACAUGGCCGACGCUCAAGGAGAAAACGGCCGUGCUCCACAAGAUGCUGUCCUUCGAAGGACGAUCGGACCCAACUGUACUGAACAAGUUCCUCAAUCUGGUCAUUCGGAUUUACGAAGACCCGAAAAUCACGAGGACUGAGCUGACGGUGCGAAUGGAACAUGCCUUCUUGAUCGGCACCCGCGCCAAUGACGUCGAAAUGCGCAACCGCUUCAUGGCCAUCUUCGAUAAGAGCCUUUCGAAAUCGGCGAACGCCCGACUGUCAUAUGUGCUCACAUCACAGAAUUGGGACACACUCUCGGAGACUUUCUGGCUGGCGCAGGCCUCACAGCUUCUCCUGGGUGGGGUGGAGAUGAACGCCAUUGCACAGUUGCACCCCGAAGACUUCCAAAUGAUCAAGGCGUCGCAGCUGGCCACCGUUUACUCAAAGGAGAAAGCCGGACGUGAGCCAACGCAGAUGAUGGACGACAAUUUUGAAGCAUUCAUGGCCAAGCACAAACGGUUCGUGGCUGAGCUUGGCGAUGUCAAGGUCAAGGAUUUGCUUGAACCACUAGUGCAACUACAACACAUCGACAACCAGCUCUCGCACGAAUUAUGGGUGUCUUUGUUCCCCAUUUUCUGGUCUUGCGCCGCGCGUGAUGAGCGAAAUGACCUGGAGCGGGGCCUGCUUGCUCUCUUGACCAAAGACUAUCACAGUCGCCAGAUCGACAAGCGUCCAAACGUUGUUCAGUCCCUGGUGGAGGGUGCGGCGCGAACCAAGCCCCUUUGCAGGCUUCCCCCAGUGGUCCUCAAAUUCGUCGGCCGAACGUACGACACCUGGUACACAUCCAUUGUACAACUGGAAGAAGCAGCCAUCAAGCCCGAUUCCGACACGGCUAAGGUCCGGUCGUGUAACCUUGAUGCGCUGGUGGAGAUGUACGCAACGCUCUCUGAGGACGACAUGUUUUAUGGAACGUGGCGCCGGCGUUGCGAAUACGUCGAGACAAACGCUGCGCUAUCGUACGAGCAGAACGGCAUGUGGGACAAGGCGCAAAAGCUGUACGAAAACGCGCAGAUCAAGGCACGUACCGGUGUAAUCCCGCUGAGCCAGCCCGAAUACGUGCUUUGGGAAGACCACUGGGUACUGUGUGCCCAGAAGCUGCAGCAGUGGGAGGUGCUGCAAGAACUCGCGAAGCACGAGAACUACCAAGAUCUUCUUCUAGAGUGUGCUUGGCGCACUCCUGAGAUGUGGCAAGAGGAGAAUCAUCGGGAGGCCAUUGACGGUAUCAUUAAGGGCGUCAUCGAUGCGCCCACGCCCCGUCGGGCUUUCUUCCAGUCGUUCAUGCACCUUCUCAAGUUCCACUACCAACAGGAGGACAGUUCACACUUUAUUAGGGUGUGCGAUGAGGCAAUCCAACUCUCCAUCCGCAGGUGGCACCAGCUUCCGGACCGUCUGACCAACUCACAUAUUCCUUUGCUGCAGAACUUCCAACAGUUGGUAGAGCUUCACGACGCGUCGAACAUCGUCUCGAGUCUCGCCAGUACCAACGUUGGCAACCUCGAUAUGAAGUCGACUGAGCUGAAGAUUCUUCUUGGAGCCUGGAGAGACAGACUGCCCAAUGUCUGGGACGAUAUCACAGCGUGGCAAGAUCUUGUGACGUGGAGGCAGCACAUCUUCAACCUGAUUAACACGACAUACCUGGGCCUCAUUCCAGGGAACGGCCAGCAGAAUCCCAAUGGCGCCUCUUCAUACGCGUAUCGUGGCUACCAUGAAACCGCGUGGAUCAUCAACCGCUUCGCGCACGUUGCCCGCAAGCACAACCUCCCCGAGGUCUGCAUCGCUCAAUUGAGCCGCAUCUACACGCUGCCCAACAUUGAAAUCCAGGAGGCGUUCCUCAAACUCAGAGAACAAGCAAAGUGUCACUACGAGAACCCUGAUGAGCUUACCAGUGGUCUCGACGUAAUUAACAACACAAACUUGGGUUACUUCAAUCCUCAACAAAAAGCCGAGUUUUACACUCUCAAAGGCAUGUUCCUGGAGAAGCUAUCUCAGAAGGAGGAGGCGGACAAUGCCUACGGUACGGCUCUGUUUCACGACAUCACGGCCGCCAAGGCUUGGGCUGAAUGGGGCUACUUCAAUGAGCGCAAGUUCAACGAGGAUGCGUCAGAUGUUUCCUCAGCUCGCCAGGCCCUCACAUCGUAUCUGCAAGCUGCUGGCAGCUUCAAAAAUCACAAGGCGCGCAAGUUACUCGCCAGGAUACUGUGGCUGCUGAGCUUGGAUGACUCCAAGGGCGGCAUCGCCGCUGGUUUUGACGACUACAAGGGCGAGACACCAACUUGGUACUGGAUCACCUUUAUUCCUCAGCUACUCACUGGCUUGGGUCAUAAGGAGGCCAUGAGAGUCAAGGCUAUCUUGCUCAAGAUCGCCAAGACCUACCCACAAGCCCUCUACUUCCAGUUGCGUACCAACAGGGAGGACAUGCUAGUGAUUAAGAAGAGCCAGGAGGCCAAGGAGAAGGCCCGUCAGCAGCGACAACAGUCCGUUGCAGCAGCGGCAGCGGCGGCAAAGAACAGCGGCUCCCCUGCACAGACCAAGGCCGAGCCACCCAAAACUGAAGCUUCAUCGUCUCGUCCCGCGACUGCCAACGGCAAUGGUGCCGAAGCGCAACAGCCCACGCAGGAGGCGCAAGUCAAGACUGAGGGUAACGACGCGGAGGCCAACAAUGCGGCCCCUGUUUCUGCUCCUGCCACUGCGACCGCGCCUGCUACGGCUGCCAAUGCGAACUCCAAUCAGACCGGAAAUGCAAAUGCCAGCGCUCCUCCCGCUGCCAAUGCUGCUGGUGGCAACGAGAAACGGCCGCCUUGGGAGCUUGCUGAUGAGAUCAUGUCCGUGCUCAAGACCGCUUUCCCCUUGUUGGCGCUAUCCAUGGAGACAAUGGUCGACCAGAUCCAGAAGAACUUCAAGUGUCCGCCGGACGAAGAUGCCUAUCGACUCAUCGUCGCGCUGCUCAACGAUGCGCUUGCGUACGUGGCUAGAACGCCCGCCUCGUUUGCGAAGAGCGUCAAGCUUCCAGCGGCCACAGAGCAGAAUAUCACCCGCUUCGCCGAGACAAUCUUGCCGCCACACAUCAAGAAAUCCUUCGAGGCUGACUUUGUGGACGUCAAGCCAACCAUGUACGAGUACAUCCACAAGCUGCGGAGAUGGCGGGACAAAUUCGAAGAGAAGCUGGACCGCCGCACGACCCGCGUGGCGCUUGAGGUGUUCUCCCCUCACCUCAGCGAGUUCCGAUACCAGAAGUUGGAUGAGGUGGAAGUGCCAGGGCAGUAUCUCCAGCAUAAGGAUAAGAACCAGGACUUUAUCCGUAUCGAGCGUUUCUUGCCCAACGUCGACCUUGUUCGCACCAUCAAUGCAUCCUAUCGACGGGUGAAAAUGCGUGGACAUGACGGCAGCGUUCAUACGUGGGCAGUGCAGCAUCCUGCCGCUAGACAUUGCCGUCGCGAGGAGCGCAUUCUGCAGCUGUUCAGACACCUCAACCAAACCCUGAACCGCAAGAAGGAAAGUCGCCGUCGCGAUUUGCAGUUUACCCUGCCUCUCAUGGUGCCCCUCGCUCCACACAUUCGAAUCGUGCAGGAGGACUGCUCGUACAUCACCCUGCAAGGCGUCUAUGAGGAUCACUGCCGACGCAACGGGAUCCAAAGAGAUGAGCCUGUUCUCUUCACGAUGGAGAAGCUUCGCGGUGUGCACGAGCUCAACGUUAAUAACAAGGCUGAGCAGACUGCCACUGCACGAUUGGAGAUUCUGAACGCCAUUCAAGAGAAAUGGGUUCCACACACGGUUGCACUGGAGUACUUCCAGCAGACACACCCUCAAUUCGCGGACUUUUGGCUCUUCCGCCGCCAGUUCUCUUACCAGCUGGCGGCACUGACUUUCAUGACAUACACCAUGUACAUGCACGUCCGCUACCCGCAAAAGUUCAACAUUGCUCGUGGUUCGGGCAACAUCUGGGGGUCAGAACUCAUGUCGUACAUGAGCAACAACAAGCCGUACUUCACGAACCCGGAACCAGUGCCCUUCCGUCUGACACCCAAUCUCCAGACGCUGAUGGGCCCACUGGCGACGGAGGGCAUCUUCGCGAGCGCCGUCAUGGCUAUCGCACGCUGCCUCACCGAAUCGGAGCAUGAGCUCGAGCAUGCUCUCACGCUCACAGUGCGUGAUGAGAUGAUCUUCUGGUUCACUAGCACGCAUAGGCACGGCAGUGUCUCGGAACAACAGGUCCGUGAGUCUGUUCAUGUGAACAGCGACUCGAUUGUCAAGAGAGCCAUGAGUCUGGCGCAUAGCCCUUCGGGCAAUCUGCCAGCAACGCAGACGGUUAUCGACGCCAUUGCCAAGGCCGUCAACCCCAGGAACUUGGCACAGUGCGAUGCGCUUUGGAUGCCAUACUUGUAA
Messenger RNA from Emericellopsis cladophorae, 11541 nucleotides. Its product is annotated as Transcription-associated protein-like protein. Gene Ontology annotation, cellular component: nucleus; SAGA complex; NuA4 histone acetyltransferase complex. Gene Ontology annotation, molecular function: protein binding; transcription coregulator activity. NCBI's taxonomy places the organism in Eukaryota, Fungi, Ascomycota, Sordariomycetes, Hypocreales, Bionectriaceae. The transcript has 4 exons. The record is from RefSeq and is a predicted model, not a curated record. Gene Ontology annotation, biological process: DNA repair; regulation of DNA-templated transcription. The coding region runs from base 1 to 11541 and encodes 3846 amino acids.